Molecule: messenger RNA, 447 nt
Organism: Odocoileus virginianus texanus
Lineage: Eukaryota; Metazoa; Chordata; Mammalia; Artiodactyla; Cervidae
Source: RefSeq, a predicted model, not a curated record
ACUACUGAAAGGUUGCUGCUGCAAGCCAUGUGUUACGGUGGGAUUUGUGACUUCCAGAGGAGAGAAUUUCGAUCCAGGAAUAAAAGCUUGAAACACAAACUCUUGUUUGGAAACAAGCUAUGUGGCCUACGUGCAGAAGAGUCAAAAAAAGUUCAAUCCCAGCUGAAGGAACUUCGUUAUGGGAAGAAGGAUUUAUUAUUUAAGGCCCAACAGCUUACUGAUCUGGAACAAAAAUUAGCUGUAGCCAAAAAUGAACUGGAGAAAGCAGCUCUUGACCGGGAGUCACAGCUGAAAGCAAUGAAAGAGACUGUACAACUCUGCCUCUCAACUGUUUUCCGUGAUCAGCAGCUUCCCCAUUUGAAUCCCUUCAGGCCGUAUGGAACUCAGAUAUCAGUCCCAACCAUGAUAACUGACCCUAGGACUGCAUAUGUAAGCACAACAGCCAAG